CCUUCAGUCUUGCACAGGUGUACCGGCUCCUCCCCUUCAGUCUUGCACAGGUGUACCGGCUCCUCCCCUUCAGUCUUGCACAGGUGUACCGGCUCCUCCCCUUCAGUCUUGCACAGGUGUUCCGGCUCCUCCCCCCUCAGUCUUGCACAGGUGUACCGGCUCCUCCCCUUCAGUGUACCGGCUCCUCCCCCUUCAGUCUUGCACAGGUGUACCGGCUCCUCCCAUUCAGUCUUGCACAGGUGUACCGGCUCCUCCCCUUCAGUCUUGCACAGGUGUACCGGCUCCUCCCCUUCAGUCUUGCACAGGUGUACCGACUCCUCCCCUUCAGUCUUGCACAGGUGUACCGGCUCCUCCCCUGGACCGAAACGGCUUCUUCUGAUUUCACCGCACACUGUGAGCUUUUCACAACGUGCA
This is a messenger RNA of Staurois parvus, 414 nucleotides long. Lineage: Eukaryota; Metazoa; Chordata; Amphibia; Anura; Ranidae. The record is from the annotation of a GenBank genome assembly.